Messenger RNA from Rubroshorea leprosula, 4191 nucleotides. The record is from the annotation of a GenBank genome assembly. NCBI's taxonomy places the organism in Eukaryota, Viridiplantae, Streptophyta, Magnoliopsida, Malvales, Dipterocarpaceae.
GAUUAGAAUCUAAACGAUUAUUUGAGCAAGAAUUUCAACGCCACCAGAUCGGAUGAAAUCUGAUUUAGUCUCGUCCCCAAUUUCGACAAUGGAUUAGAGCUUUUUCAAGGCAGUAACCUUAAAUGGAGAGGAUUCGACUAUACUGAGGAGGGAGACCAGCUCGUCGUGCUUGGCAGAGAAUGACGGAGGUGGAGGAGGAGAUGAGGCAGAUUAAGAAAGUGAACGUUCCACCCCCUCAUUUGAGGCGCGCGACCAUUAGGUCGCAAGUUGGUGGAGUUCACGGCGGUGGCAGAGCUCGAAGUCCUGACCUCCGCCUCACCCAAGCCCUAAAGCUUGGGGGCCAACCAAUUGGGCCACAGGCCCGCCAGUCCCGAGUUUAUCUCCUUAAGGAACAUGUCACACUCCGAUUAUCUUGCUUGGCAUGCCACAUGGGUUCCUCAUUGAAGCCUAUAAAUACCCCUCAAGGGCCACAUCAAAAAGUUAACACUCGAUCAGUCCGAGCUAGCAAUUCAUCUCUGCCUCUUGGGCAAGGUCAACUCCCCAACAACCUUCCACCUCAGCUCCCACCUCAGCUUCCACCUCUGAUCCCAAAUAUGUUCCCUCUUAUUGAUCAUGCAGAAGGAGGAGAUGAAAACCAACCUCAUAACUCAGCUCACAACUCAACUUCUAUUGCCAACCAUGACAUAGUUGCAGCUCAGCUUGCUACCAUGCAACAACAGUUUGGUGUCUUCCAGUUAGUAUUGGCUCAGCUUUUACCUCGAAACAACCCUGGUGAUCCUCUCAUUAAUUUACUCAACCCUGCUCAACAACCCCUACCUCCACAGCAAAACCCUCAACCAGUUCAGCAUGCUCCUACUCUUAGUGAAUCUCAGGAUCAAUCUCACAUAGCACCAGCUCAGCAACCCCUCCCUGAUGAGGUUACUCGACGUCUGGACAGUUUAGAAAAGUUGCUCAAUACAUACGAUGGGACAAAAGACCUUGAUGAUCACCUUCAUGCUUUCUAUUCUUAUAUGCAAGUUCAGAACGCCUCUAAUGCAUUAAUGUGCAAGAUCUUUUCCUCCACUCUCCGGGCAAUGCCCGAACUUGUACUGGAGGUUAGUUCCUUCGACCAAGCUGUGAGGAUUGCAGCUGUGAUCUCAGGUCUUAACCAUGAUAGGUUAAAAGACAGUUUGAUCAAACAUCCUGCCACCACCUUUAGCGAGAGAGAUGAGAAUCCGAGCAAGAAAAGGAUGAGGAUGACACAGAACCGAGGUUUAAUGCCGACCUCCACACUGAGAUUCGAAAGGCCGAACUCAGCACCUCCACAACAGUCUGCGAGUAAACCCCCAGUUACUUGGACUCCUUUUAAUCUGCCGAGGUCACAGAUUUUUAUGCAAAUUAAGAACAAGAUGGAUUUAAGGCGUCUUGACCUAAUGAGAACUGCUGCUGCUAGCCGAGAUCAUACUAGAUAUUGUGAUUUUCAUCAAGAUCACGGUCAUACAAUAGAGCAAUGCAACAGCUUAAGAGAACAGAGGCCACAGCCUCAAGGAGUCCGCAAUCCACCAAACAGGCAAGGCGUGGGAUAUCAGCAAGCCCCACCUCCGCUCCCACCACCAGCUAGAAUCAUACACAUGAUUACGGGAGGCCUGGAAGCAGGUGGACUGAGCUCUAAACAGCGAAAGUUGUAUGUCAGAGAGGUUAAGCAUCAAAACCGAGCUAAAAAACGAAAGUUUGACGACGCUGACUGGAAGAAUCAACCCAUUACUUUCACAUCUGCUAAUCUCGAUGCAGUCGUCACACCUCACAAUGACCCUCUAGUCACUUCUGUCAUGAUUAACAAUUGCGAGUGUAGCCGGUAUGAUGGCCCCAUCUAUGGAUUCAACAACCAACCAGUUCCAGUUGAAGGAGUCCUAACCAUGAAUGUUGCAUUUGGAAGUGGCCGAAAUCAUGUGACUCCUUCAGUUCGGUUUCUAGUAGUCAAGAUGGCGUCCUCUUUCAAUGUUGUCAUUGGCCAACCCACGCUGACUGAAAUCCGAACUGUGGUUUCCCAAGCUGCUCCAGUCGAAGAUGUUGAAGAAGUGCCCAUUAAUGAUAGAGAUCUGAGCCGAAAGACGCAAAUUGGAACUAGAUUGAACCCGGAGGAAAGAGCAGAGCUAAUAGCUUUUCUUCGAGCUAACAAUGAUGUCUUCGCAUGGACUUCGACAGACAUGCCAGGAAUUCCAAAUUCGGUAUCUCAACAUAAGCUCAGCACCAAUCCAUUGAAGAAACCAGUGGCCCAAAAGCGAUGUCUCUUCAGGGGGGAGAGGCUUCAGGCUAUAAAGGAAGAGGCAAAUGGUAAAUGGCGAAUGUGCAUCGACUACACAAAUCUUAACCAAGCCUGCCCCAAGGAUUGCUAUCCGAUGCCGAGCAUUGACAAAUUGGUUGAAGCGGCUUCAGGUAAUGAGAGAUUAAGUCUCUUGGAUGCAUAUUCUGGGUAUCACCAGGUGCCGAUGGCUCUAGAAGACGAAGAGAAAACCUCAUUCUAUGCUGGCGAUGAAAUCUAUUGCUAUGUCAUGAUGCCGUUUGGCUUAAAGAACACGGAAUGCACUCCAUGUCAUUCAACCCCUAAUCCAAAACCUAACGACUGGACCUUAUAUGUUGAAGGGGCAUCUAAUAACAAAGGUUCAGGAGCUGGUGCUCUCUUGAUUGGCCCAGAUGGAUACCGAAGUAAGCAUGCUCUAAAAUUUAACUUUGAUGCAACAAACAACAUGGCUGAGUAUGAAGCCCUACUACUUGGUCUGCAACUAGCAUUGGAGUUGAAAAUCAACGCGAUUCAAGUAUACAAUGACUCCCAGCUGGUGGUGAACCAAAUCAACUCAAUCUACGAAGUCGUUGAUCCUGUGAUGGUGAAAUAUGUAGCCCUGGUGGCCGACCUGAAAUGCAAAUUCCAGAAAUUUUGUCUGAGCAAAAUUCCUCGAACUGAGAAUGAACAGGCAGAUUCACUCUCUAAGUUUGCCUCUAAUAGCUCUUUAAGUUCCAGAUCAGUUUUUGUGGAGGUCUUAGAUGAACCAAGUUUCAUGAAGCCGCGGAUGAUGGAGAUCAGCACAGACCCAGACACGCCGAGCUGGACUGACUCAAUUAUCUCCUUUUUACGAGACGAAACAGUACCUGAAGACAAGCAAGAGGCAAUGAGGUUGAGGAAGAAAGCAUCUCGGUAUACACUUGUUGAUGGGGUCCUUUAUAAAAGAUCUUUCUCACUCCCUCUUCUACGAUGCUUAAAUCCCUACGAAGCUGAGUACGCACUUCGGGAGAUACAUGAAGGUGUUUGUGGGAGCCACAUUGGUGCUAGAACUUUGGCUCACAAAGUCUUAAGGCAGGGAUAUUACUGGCCAAACAUGUACAAAGAUGCCACUCACUUUGUUCAGAGAUGCCCAAAAUGCCAAUUCUUUGCACAUCACACUCACCAACCAGCAAAAGAGCUUAUGAACUUGAUAGCACCAUGGCCAUUUGCUCAAUGGGGACUAGAUCUUUUGGGCCCAUUCAUGAAAGGGGUUGGUGGUGUAACCCAUCUGAUUGUUGGUGUGGAUUAUUUCACAAAAUGGGUUGAAGCUCGGCCAUUAUCCAAUCCUACCUCCAAGAAGGUCAAAGACUUUGUUUUCAGCUCGAUCAUUUGCAGAUAUGGGAUCCCGAAUCAGAUUGUGGCUGAUAAUGGAACUCAAUUCAAUUGCUCCUCCUUCCGAGAUUUUUGUUCCAACUACGGGAUCAAAUUGCAGUUCACCUCGGUUUAUCAUCCGAAGUCCAAUGGUGAAACACCCUACCACCUGGCCUUCGGUACCGAAACAGUCAUUCCUAUUGAAAUAGGAGUCCCAAGCUUUUGGGUCACCCAUUUCGAUGAAGGACAAAAUGGACAACUGCUUCAGGAAAACCUUGAUCUACUUGCCGAACCCCAAAUUGGGAAAGUCCUUAUACGGUGGCCGAAGUGCCCCAUCCUGGUGCCUUUGUCCUCCAAGACGCUUAAGGAAAGAGAGUUCCUAGAGUCUGGAAUGUCAACACCUUGAAGAAAUUUUACCCCUAAUAAACUUCUUUCAAGUGAUCGAUGUCUUAUUACCCUUUAUACUUAUUACUUCGCGAUUGUUAAGAUUCAUUUUACCUCUUAUUCUAUAUAUCCGAGAUCAAUCUGUUUAAUACUCAUUCCUUGAACGUCACUCCUAUUAAUGAAUGUCACUUCGCAUA